This is a messenger RNA of Betta splendens (Siamese fighting fish), 950 nucleotides long. Its product is annotated as dual specificity phosphatase 29-like. NCBI's taxonomy places the organism in Eukaryota, Metazoa, Chordata, Actinopteri, Anabantiformes, Osphronemidae. Gene Ontology annotation, cellular component: cytoplasm. Gene Ontology annotation, biological process: protein dephosphorylation; negative regulation of MAPK cascade. Bases 163 to 816 code for a protein of 217 amino acids. The record is from RefSeq and is a predicted model, not a curated record. Gene Ontology annotation, molecular function: MAP kinase phosphatase activity; protein tyrosine/serine/threonine phosphatase activity. The transcript has 4 exons.
UGAUGCCCCGUCACAGAGCGGUUACACAAUCCGCGCCCCGGCUCGAGUUCGCCUGAACACGGCUUCAAGGAGCGCUUCGCAACCAGCUGGCGGAAUGAUGACAACAGCACUUUCCGGGGGGAAAACAAAGAGCUUCAAUGUAUCGGAAGCCACAGUGACAAAAUGGCCUCUCACAAGUCAAAGACUGGCACCGUGAUGAACGUUACAAAGGCGGCAUCGGCACCGGCGCAUGAAUACGUCACACCUGGAGGAUACGAGCUGGAGAAAAUCCUCCACCGAGGGAGUGUGGCCUACGCUCCCGUCAACGAGGUGUGGCCCAACGUCUACAUAGGAGACGAACAGACUGCGAAGAACAAGCACAGCCUGCAGAGGUUGGGCGUUACUCACGUCCUGAACGCAGCGGAGGGAACGUGGAACAACGUGGACACCGGCGCCGGCUACUACGGCGACAUGGGCAUCGUCUACUACGGGGUGGUGGCGGAGGACGUCGCGACCUUUGACCUCAGCCAGCACUUCUAUGCCGCCGCUCGCUUCAUCGAGGCGACGCUGAGCAACCGGCAGAACAAGCUGCUGGUCCACUGCGUGAUGGGGAGGAGUCGCUCGGCCACGCUCUUCCUCGCCUUCCUCAUGAUCUGCGAGAAGAUGACGCUGGUCGAGGCCAUAGAGAGCGUGAAGAGGCGCAGGCGCAUCAUCCCCAACUGGGGCUUCCUCAAACAGCUGAGGGAGCUGGACAUGCAGCUGCUGGAGGAGAGGGAGGGACUGAGACGAGAGGAAGCAGCCGCCCGCGUUAGCGCCACUCCGUCACUGACCUGUUAGCGCCUCGUUCAAAUCAAAGGAGAACAAUCACGUACAUGGUCAAUCAUAAUUUAUUCUUAUGCUAAAAUGUACAGCAUUUUAAAUGACUGACAAAAGGAGAAAAGUCAUAAAUACAAGAAUGUCAUUCUGUCCGA